GGGGCUGGAAGGAAAUGAAUUUCGAAGCAGCACCUUUCACCACCUUGCCAUACUACCCUGAUCCCUGCAUCCAGCGGUUUGUAGAAACUCCGAGCCCCUUCUCCUGGAAGGAGAGUUAUUACCGCUCAGCCAUGUCCCAGAGCUCUCAGCCCAGGGAAUUCCUCAGCCCAGAAGUGAUCCAGCAUAUCUGGGACUUCCUGGAACAGCCAAUAUGCUCAGUUCAGCCAAUUGACUUAAACUUCAUCGAUGGCCCUUCUGAAGAUGGCUCCACAAACAAAAUUGAGAUCAGCAUGGAUUGUGUCCGGGUGCAGGACACCGAGCUCAAUGACCCAAUGUGGCCGCAGUACACGAACUUGGGGCUCCUGAACAGCAUGGACCAGCAGAUCCAGAAUGGCUCUUCCUCCACCAGCCCUUACAACACGGAGCACGCGCAGAACAGCGUCACGGCGCCCUCGCCCUACGCCCAGCCCAGCUCCACUUUUGACGCCCUCUCUCCCUCCCCAGCCAUCCCUUCCAACACAGACUACCCAGGACCUCACAGCUUCGAUGUAUCAUUUCAACAGUCCAGCACAGCCAAGUCAGCCACGUGGACGUAUUCCACCGAACUGAAAAAGCUGUACUGCCAGAUCGCCAAGACAUGUCCCAUCCAGAUCAAAGUGAUGACCCCACCACCUCAGGGAGCUGUCAUCAGGGCUAUGCCAGUCUACAAGAAAGCUGAGCACGUCACUGAAGUGGUCAAACGCUGCCCGAACCACGAGCUGAGCCGGGAGUUCAACGAGGGACAGAUUGCACCUCCCAGCCACCUGAUCAGAGUAGAAGGGAACAGCCAUGCCCAGUAUGUAGAAGACCCCAUCACUGGGAGGCAGAGUGUGCUGGUCCCCUACGAGCCACCCCAGGUCGGUACUGAGUUCACUACAGUCCUGUACAACUUCAUGUGCAACAGCAGCUGCGUUGGAGGGAUGAACCGCCGCCCCAUCCUUAUCAUCGUGACCCUGGAAACCAGAGACGGGCAGGUGCUGGGGCGCCGGUGUUUCGAGGCCCGCAUUUGUGCUUGCCCGGGCAGGGACCGCAAGGCGGACGAGGACAGCAUCCGCAAGCAGCAGGUGUCCGACAGCACAAAGAACGGUGACGGUACGAAGCGCCCCUUUCGACAAGGAACUCAUGGCAUACAGAUGACAUCUAUCAAAAAAAGACGUUCCCCAGAUGAUGAGCUCUUGUACUUGCCAGUGAGGGGACGGGAGACGUACGAGAUGCUCCUGAAGAUCAAGGAGUCGCUGGAGCUGAUGCAGUACCUGCCCCAGCACACGAUUGAGACCUACCGGCAGCAGCAGCAGCAGCAGCACCAGCACCUGCUCCAGAAGCAGACCUCCAUGCAGUCGCAGUCCUCCUAUGGCUCCAACUCUCCACCGCUCAGCAAAAUGAACAGCAUGAACAAGCUGCCCUCGGUCAGCCAGCUCAUCAACCCCCAGCAGCGCAACGCCCUGACCCCAACCACCAUCCCCGACAGCAUGGGAACCAACAUUCCCAUGAUGGGCACCCACAUGGCCAUGACCGGGGACAUGAAUGGCCUCAGCCCCACGCAGGCGCUGCCUCCUCCCCUCUCCAUGCCUUCAACGUCCCACUGCACCCCCCCUCCUCCAUACCCCUCAGACUGCAGCAUCGUCAGCUUCUUAGCGAGGUUGGGCUGCUCAUCCUGUGUGGAUUAUUUCACGACCCAGGGGCUGACCACCAUCUAUCAGAUUGAGCAUUACUCCAUGGAUGAUCUGGUGAGCCUCAAGAUCCCGGAGCAGUUCCGCCACGCCAUCUGGAAGGGCAUCCUGGACCACCGGCAGCUCCAUGAGUUCUCCCCGCCGCACCUGCUGCGCACGCCGAGCGGCGCCUCCACGGUGAGCGUGGGCUCGGGCGAGACGCGCGGCGAGCGGGUCAUCGACGCGGUGCGCUUCACGCUGCGCCAGACCAUCUCCUUCCCGCCCCGCGACGACUGGAACGACUUCAACUUCGACAUGGACGCCCGGCGCAACAAACAGCAGCGCAUCAAAGAGGAGGGCGAGUGAGAGCCGCGGUGCCCCCCCCGCCCCGCCCCGGCCACGAACUGCUCAGCCCCUUGGUUUGUCUUCCUGCUGCUUGUACCGCACCCCCGGGCGGAGGGACCUUCCUGCUCGCUCCU
This is a messenger RNA of Ficedula albicollis (Collared flycatcher), 2167 nucleotides long. RefSeq names its product tumor protein p63 (gene TP63). Gene Ontology annotation, cellular component: nucleus. NCBI's taxonomy places the organism in Eukaryota, Metazoa, Chordata, Aves, Passeriformes, Muscicapidae. The record is from RefSeq and is a predicted model, not a curated record. Gene Ontology annotation, biological process: protein tetramerization; regulation of transcription by RNA polymerase II; apoptotic process. Gene Ontology annotation, molecular function: DNA-binding transcription factor activity, RNA polymerase II-specific; RNA polymerase II cis-regulatory region sequence-specific DNA binding; protein binding. The coding region runs from base 15 to 2054 and encodes 679 amino acids. The transcript has 14 exons.